This is a messenger RNA of Pocillopora damicornis (cauliflower coral), 1020 nucleotides long. RefSeq lists its product as uncharacterized. NCBI's taxonomy places the organism in Eukaryota, Metazoa, Cnidaria, Anthozoa, Scleractinia, Pocilloporidae. The record is from RefSeq and is a predicted model, not a curated record.
GUAAUACUGUGCAUGUUGAUUGCGUAUACUUUUGUUUCUUUGGCUGUCAACGCAUACGUCUUUCUGUUCCGAAACCGAACCCUGUUCCUGUAUAUCGUCCACGCCCUACUACCUCUUGUGCUCGCAGCCUACCCACUAAGCACCGCGUCAUGGGUCACCAAGCAAUAUCAUUGGCAUCUGGUAGCAGUUGUGAAGGCGUGGGUCGAGUGUAGUGAUUCUGACUCUGACUCAGAAGACGAACGGCCUCUGAGCAUCACAAACGAGCAUGGCACCAGUAGAUUACCUUCUAACUACAGUGAAUCGCAGGCUCCUACUCUUAGGAUUCACAUGCCUGAUACGGGCCAUGUGAUUGUGAAUUCAGCUUAUGACAACAUGGACAGACUUCAAAAUGUACUUACUGGAUCAGCACUAUUCCUUGGCAAACUUCAGCACAGAAAAAAAAACCCAAAGUUUAAUUUUGAAAAGUAUAUCUCAUAUCUUGAUAAAGUUUCGAGGAAUGUUGGCUUCUCGAUCGGUGUGGUCCCGGUGACCUGGGAACUAGUGUCGACUUUGUUUUUCUUCCUCAUCUCGCUGAUUGCUCUGUUUGUACAGGAAUCCAUAUUUGGAAAAGCGAAGAGCACGAUAACGAUUUGAAAUUAUUUGAAUUUAUCAUUUGUGCCAGCAGAACUUUCUAGAAAUGAUAAUAUUUAUCUUAAUAACAAUAUUGAUGAUGACGACGAUAACAAUGAUAAUAAUAAUGAAGGAAAAAUGACCAAAAAAUAAGGAAAAAAUAAAAAUAAAUUCAUAAAUAUUUUCUUAUUGUUUUAAGAAGGGCUGAUGUACAAAAAAACUUCCCGGAAUGAGGUCGAAAAUUUUGUGCAUGUCCUAGCUCAGCUAAGGCGGCCGUCUUUUGCAUAAGAGCAUUAUGAAGUCGACAAUAAUUGAAAAUUUUAGCAAAUGAAACACCAAAGUUAUUUUCUCAUUCUUUUAGGAAAAGGAAUAUUCUAAUUCAAUGACCCAAUAAAAAAUCUGAUUGUCCUC